AUGGAAAUAAAAUUUGUCAAAAUAGUAACAGCUCAGGACGACUUGCAGAAUGUGUUGUAUGUAUCUGAAACGGGCAACGUGACCGACAUCGAUGCGAGGUGCUCACCACGAAUUGCUCUUACAGCGGCUGAGUUCCUCGCUUACCAAUGUGGACGGCACGUGGUUGUUGUUAUGACAGACAUGACCGCGUAUGCUGAAGCACUUCGAGUG
Molecule: messenger RNA, 210 nt
Organism: Ostertagia ostertagi
Lineage: Eukaryota; Metazoa; Nematoda; Chromadorea; Rhabditida; Trichostrongylidae
Source: the annotation of a GenBank genome assembly